Molecule: messenger RNA, 2040 nt
Organism: Drosophila eugracilis
Lineage: Eukaryota; Metazoa; Arthropoda; Insecta; Diptera; Drosophilidae
Gene: ZC3H3
Product: zinc finger CCCH domain-containing protein 3
Exons: 4
Coding region: 103-1899 (598 amino acids)
Cellular component (GO): nucleus
Molecular function (GO): metal ion binding
Source: RefSeq, a predicted model, not a curated record
AAUAAUGAGUAUAAAGAAGCAUAGGGUUUAAGUGUUAAAGUUGAAAAAUAACCAAAAAUAGGAAAAGUGUCAUUCAAUAGGUUUGCAUAAGGAAGUGACGACAUGUUACCCCAUUUAAGCGUCGACGAAGGACAGCCCUCCAUGACCCGCAAGGUGUACAUUAAUCCCAAUUUCCAACUGCAAGGUCAAACUGCGCAUCAGCUGCCGUUCCAAAUGCCUUUCCAGCCGUUCCAAGCGCCACCGCAGUCUCAUCCCGCAAUCCACAUCAAUCCACACUUCCUGCAACGACAGCAGGCCAUAUACGAACAGUUUCAGCGGGAACAGCAGAAACAGCUUCUGAUGCAACAGGUCUCCGCCUCUUAUUACGAACAGAAUGCUCCCAUACCAUCGGUUCCUGCUGUGCCUACUCCUUCUCCGCCGCCUGCCAUGAUCAUUAGCAAGGCAAACACGUGUCUGGUGCGCAAGGCUCCUGUGAAAUCCAGAGCUCCUCCGAUUAAGCCCACUGCUACACAUCCUUUGCCCGCUUUGUCUACCGUUGUUCAGCCUCCAUUGGUAAGCAUUUCCAAGCGGAAGAUUGUGCGCCAAGGAGCUGUCAAGGCCACACCAGCGGUUUCCAAACCCCAUCCGCCUCCUAUUCCCGCUAAACGCACCAGGUACAAACUAGUGCGUUCCUUAUCGCUAACCUUUACACCACUGGUCAAGAAGCGUCGUCCUCUGCGGGAAUUUGUCGGCCAGUAUGCACUGAGACGCACAAAUGAAUUGGAUCCAAGAAAAAAAUUGAGCUCUAAGCCACAGGUAAUAAAACUUGGGGUCAACAAAUCGCUUAGCAUGGUCAGCAUACACGGCGUAAUGUACAAAAAGAUAUCGAAGAACAAGAUAACCAAGCUGGAUGCCAAUUCAGAAGGAGUAUCGAAAUCCGCGAGCCCCAGGAUCCUGAAGCAUACCUUAUCUGGAAGAACAUUAUUAGUCAGCGGCAAUAAGUUUAUCAUAGAUCCAUCUGGCUGCCGUUUAACGAGAGUUCCACCUUCACCAGCUUCUCCCCAGAUAAGCGUAAACCGUAGCAUCCUGCGACGCAUCGAUAUCGGCGGCCUUACCUAUGUGGCUUCACCCAAGACACAGAACGUCUUCAUACGCACCACGAAUCACGUGUCGAGAGCUCACCUAAUCACCGCCAAGCAGAGAAGUCUGACGCUGCUCAACAAGUCGUUGGUAAAAACCAAUGUUCCUUGUGCCAUCUUCCAAAAACUGGGCAAAUGCGCCGCCCACAGUCGCGGAAAGUGCCGCAAGCUGCACGACAAGCGGCAGGUCGCCAUCUGUGUCAGCUUCCUACGCGGCGAAUGCACGAAGCCUGACUGCCUUCUCUCCCAUAAUGUUACCCUGGAGAAGAUGCCCGUUUGUCGGUACUAUUUGCGCGGCGUUUGCGUCCGAGAGGAUUGUCCGUACCUGCACAAGAAGCUCAGCCGUAAGGCCGAGAUCUGUAUUGAUUUUGUGCGCGGCUACUGUCCUCUAGCUGCCGAGUGCAACAAACGUCACGAAUUCGCCUGCCCAGAGCUGGAGCGCAAGGGCAAGUGCGAGUUGCCCAGGUGCGUGUUCUGCAAAAAGCCGGCAUCAAAGCGAUCAGUCAAGUUGCGGUCAAAAUCGGGAAACAACCCGGUUGGCAUCGGCAUCCCAGAGUUAACAAAAGAGCCGGCCCAAAAGGAUGAUUUGCCCACCAGCUCACGGUACUUUGGGUGUCAGAAAGGUUUAGUGGAAGCAAUAUUGCCCAAAGAUAACGUAGAGAAGGAAGAGCCUGAUGAGAACGAAGAAAAAGAGGGAAUACGAUCCUCGGGCCUCCACCGACGUCCACAACUGGGGACUCUGCCUGCUUUUAUUCCCCUUGGAGGAGAAAAGGAAUUUUAAAAAAGUAGGAUGACUUGGACCCAACGUUUCAGGUACAAAUUAAUUUGGUUAAGUAUCAUAUAGCGUUUAUUCUAAGUUAAAACUUACGUAGUUUACAUUCAAUAUUCAAUACAUAAUAAAGACCAAUUUACUUGCAUAAAA